Striga hermonthica is the source of this 1422-nucleotide messenger RNA. Lineage: Eukaryota; Viridiplantae; Streptophyta; Magnoliopsida; Lamiales; Orobanchaceae. The record is from the annotation of a GenBank genome assembly.
AUGUCCGAAGAAGCUGUCCACGUUAUGCUGGCGUACGAAGACCCCUCCGACCAAAGAUCCCUCUCCCCGGACUACUCAAGCAGCGCCGAGGAAUCACACGAAAAAACCGAACUGCCUCUGGACUCGGCAGACGAUCCCGUACCGUACGUCGGCCAAAGGUUCCCUUCUCAAGAUGCCGCCUACGAAUUUUACAGUGAGUUCGCCAGGCGGUGUGGUUUCUCCAUUAGGCGCCACCGCACGGAAGGCAAGGAUGGUAUCGGAAAAGGCCUAAUGAGACGCUACUUCGUGUGCCACCGUGCCGGCAAUACGCCCGCCAAGGCUCCGAGCGAGAAGAAGGCCCAAAGGAAUAGAAAGUCUUCCCGGUGCGGGUGCCAGGCGUACAUGCGGAUAAGCAAGUCUGCCGAGAUGGGAGUUCCCGAGUGGAGAAUCACAGGCUUCGCGAACCACCACAAUCACGAGCUUCUGGAGAUGCACCAAGUCCGUUUCUUGCCUGCAUACCGGACAAUAUCAGAGUCUGACAAGAACCGAAUUCUCAUGUUCGCCAAGACUGGGAUCUCCGUGCAGCAGAUGAUGAGGCUUCUGGAGCUUGAGAAGUGUGUGGAGCCCGGGUACCUGCCCUUCACCGAGAAGGAUGUGAGGAAUUUGCUUCAGUCUCUUAGGAAGGUAGAGCUGGAGGACGAUGGUGUGGAUUUGCUCAGGAUGUGUAGGAAUAUUAAGGAUAGAGAUCCCAAUUUCAGAUUUGAUUACACGGUAGAUUGCAGUGGGAGGUUGGAGAACAUUGCGUGGUCGUAUGCCUCGUCUGUCCAGUCUUACGAGGUUUUUGGGGAUGCUGUGGUGUUUGACACGACUCACAGGCUGACGGCUUUCGACAUGCCUCUUGGGAUAUGGGUCGGGGUGAACAAUUACGGGAUGCCCUGCUUCUUCGGCUGUGUGCUACUACAUGAGGAGAACCUCAGAUCGUUUUCUUGGGCUCUGAAGGCUUUCUUAGGAUUUAUGAAUGGGAAAUCCCCGCAGACAAUAUUGACGGACCAAAAUAUGUGCCUGAAAGAAGCAAUAGGAAUAGAGAUGCCCGCCACAAAACAUGCACUUUGCAUAUGGCUUAUUGUGGCCAAAUUCCCUUCAUGGUUCAAUGCUGUCCUUGGAGAACGCUACAACGAGUGGAAGGCCGAGUUUUACCGACUAUAUAAUCUGGAGACAAGUGAAGAUUUUGAAUUGGGCUGGCGGGACAUGGUGAACGCCUUUGAUCUGCACACGAACAGGCACAUAGCCAACUUAUACGCCUUACGACCAAUGUGGGCUCUACCAUACUUGAGAAAUCAUUUCUUUGCAGGGAUGACGGCUCCUGGACAGUCCAAGGCCAUCAAUGCUUUUAUUCAACGGUUUUUGAGUGCUCAAACCCGUGUUGCGCAUUUCGUGGAACAA